Saccostrea echinata is the source of this 2279-nucleotide messenger RNA. RefSeq names its product alpha-1A adrenergic receptor-like. Gene Ontology annotation, biological process: phospholipase C-activating G protein-coupled receptor signaling pathway; positive regulation of cytosolic calcium ion concentration; cell-cell signaling. Bases 471 to 1802 code for a protein of 443 amino acids. Lineage: Eukaryota; Metazoa; Mollusca; Bivalvia; Ostreida; Ostreidae. Gene Ontology annotation, cellular component: membrane. The transcript is spliced from 3 exons. Gene Ontology annotation, molecular function: alpha1-adrenergic receptor activity. The record is from RefSeq and is a predicted model, not a curated record.
AAUUUCAUGGCAAUACAGGAACUCGGUCUAGUUCGGAUAAGACUUUCUUGAUUUUUUUAAAUUUAAAAACACGUUGUGGCUCCAUAUUUAUCAAAGACGAGAAGUCGCGUACAGAGAAGCAAGGGCAAGCAGCUCAUAAAUGUGAAUAAAAUUACCCAACUCAUUUUGGCAGUGAAAUGAAGCAAGUUUAUCCAUCUUAAUGAAUCUUCUUCAGAAUCUUCUAAUGAAGACGAAUACAGCAUAAACCUUGGUUACAUUGUGAAGAAAAAGGAAUAUUUCUAGGAUUUGCCAAAUUAAGCGCGAGAACUCGUUGAGACGAGUCGAGAAAAUAUUGAAUAUUGACGAAGGCCGAGACCAGCGUAUCACGCCACUAGUACAUCAUGUAGAGGUUUAUAAAGAAAUUAAGUUUACCAUAAGAUCAGUCAGGAGUAUAACCACGGAGCAUAAAUCCCCCUUUUCUGGCUUCCAAUAUGAAUUUAAGCAACGGGACUUUGGACGUGUACCAAAACUCGGAGGGACUAGAUUUACCCUAUGCUGUGAUAACAGGAAUUGUGCUUUUCAGUAUUUUAUUUAUGACAGUUUUUGGAAAUCUUUUAGUUUUAAUUGCAGUGGCCAUUAAUGAAAAUCUGCGACACACAACGAACUACUUUAUUGUUAAUUUAGCUUGUGCGGACCUUCUUCUGGGUUUGUCUGUGUUGCCUUUUUCGGCCACAUUAGAUAUUUUGGGUUACUGGCCUUUCGGGUCAGUCAUGUGUAUUUUCUGGACUUCUGUGGAUGUAUUGUGGUGUACAGGAUCCAUAAUUACCCUAUGUGUUAUCAGUGUGGACCGCUACAUUGGAAUUACUAAACCUUUACAACAUGGAAUUAUUAUGUCUGAAAAACGAGCUUGCUGGAUUAUCUCCCUUGUUUGGGUUGUCUCGCUUGCCAUUUCCAUUGGUCCUGUAUUUGGAUGGCGGCACGAUCGGAAAGUAGUUCAGACCAGUUGUCACGUGAAUAAGGAACCAGCAUAUGUUAUAUUUUCAGUGACGGGAUCAUUUUACAUCCCCAUGUUUGUUAUUGUAUUUGUUUACUGUAGGAUUUUCAAAAAAGUGAAUAAACAUAACAAACAUUUAGAAAAAGGGGAGACAGUCACGACGUUGGGAAAUUCAUCCGCUAAGAAAAUUAAACUUCGAGUUCAUACAGGGCGCACUAGUAGCAACGCAGCUUUAAAUGGAAACUCGAAACAGAAUAUGUCAGAGCGGUUAAUAAAGUUUAACAAACAGAAAAAAGCCGCUAAAACCCUCGGAAUCGUGGUUGGGGUUUUUAUCCUUUGCUGGUUCCCUUUCUUUUUUGUCCUGCCGUUAGGUGCCCUUUGCAGUAAGUGCUCCCCUCCAGAGAAUGUGUUUAAGGUGAUUUUCUGGCUUGGUUACUGCAACUCCAUGAUGAACCCUGUGAUCUAUGGUUUUUCAAGUAAAGAAUUCAAGCGUGCCUUUAGAAAUAUUCUCAGCUGUAAAUGCAGAAACUCCGAUAGAUUUAAGCUAAUACAGAGAUACUCUUUUUAUGACCAGAAAGAACGAUCAAAUACCAAUUUAUCUUGUCAAAAUGGGAAAUCGAGAUCAAUUAGAAGCAUCAAAGGUGAUGAGCGUCUUAGAGGAGAAACAUUGAGGUCUAAAAACUGCAAUGCUCAGACGGAUUACUCACCAGUUGGCAAAUGUUACCUUGCUGCAAAUCCCCCAAGUUUUGAUAGUGAUUCUGUGUCCCUGAGUGACCACGUUUUGGAGGAAUUACGUCAGGAACAGAGGCGAUCCCCUAUUGACAAAUGAAGAAAGAUAUGUUUAAAAGAGGCAAAACAUUUUAUAUACUAAUAUAUCAAGUGUCAGCGAUUAACAAAAAAGUAUGGCAACGUUAAAAUUUUGAAAACGAUUCAAAGAAAGUAAUCUUAUAAAAUUUUAGUAUCGAAAAAAAUUGCCACCAACGUGUGGCCUGAAGGAAAAUGUAUACCUUUCCGUUCUUAACAAACGACCACACACACAGAGUUUAUUAACAGGAAUUCUUAAACUCCUCGUAUUAACUAUUAAAUAUCAGCAUGUUGGCUCUAUGGACCUAGCUAGGCUUUUUAUGAACAAUUUUUGUUUAAAUAAUGUUUGGAAUUUCACGCCGUCUAAAAAACGAGAAAUUAAAUAAAGCUUAUCAAUAUUUGUCAUUUAUGUUCUUGACCGAAAAAUUUUGGCAAGCUGAACAUUGUGUUUUGGAAUGAAAUGAGUACUUCAUGCAAAAAUAAAUGAAAUGAGAAACCAGUA